AUGCCCUCUGCAAUUGCCCUUAGCUCUUUUGGGGUGCCAUCACCUCUUGUUAUUCCAGCCAUCUUCCCUCUCAUCACUUUGGACUGGGCAGCUCGCUUUAUCAACAGCCAAUAUCUCCAAGAUCUCUCACCCCAUUCCAUGUUGCAGUCAGAUCUUUUGGCCGCUGAUGUUAUAGAUAUAGGCUAG
Messenger RNA from Cantharellus anzutake, 186 nucleotides. RefSeq lists its product as uncharacterized. NCBI's taxonomy places the organism in Eukaryota, Fungi, Basidiomycota, Agaricomycetes, Cantharellales, Hydnaceae. The record is from RefSeq and is a predicted model, not a curated record. The transcript has 2 exons. Bases 1 to 186 code for a protein of 61 amino acids.